ACUUGCAAUAUUGCCGCAGGGCCUAGAUGCAAUAUACGCACGUGAUGCAAAUUCACGAGAAGCUCGUUCAUCGAGUUAAUAGACGUUUGACUUGAUCAUGUUUGCCUUGUCUCCAAUUUAUUGACCUUGUAGUACUGUUGAAACAUGUCCUACGUCGGAGGAGUCUUCGGGCUGGAGCAUUGUUAUUGCCGUGUAAGUCAACCUCAUAGUUCGAUGCACAAGAAAUGGAGUUCACCGCUGUUAGAGCGCGCAGUCGAAGUCUGGUAUGCAGACAGAAAGCAGUCGUGGUGAUGCGUUAUCCCCGCCAAACUAGCCCAGGAGGCCACGCGGAAAGGAUGCGGCUGCAGUCGGACCCACUUCCAAAGUAAGACCGGCUUGUACAACCCCACCAACAUGAAUGCCAUCAUAUCACGACAUUCCAAUCAGCUCUGGAGCCUCUGCAAGCCAUCUGGAGCUAACAACAUCCGGAUCUGCUUGCGUGCGACACGAUCGGUGAACAGCAUGUCUCAGCCCGCUCGACCGCGGCGGUUCGCACCACUGGAUCCCGCGAAAAAGAAGGAAGGGGACACUAGACCACUGUUAAAGGGCAUCGUGUUUGAUGUCGACGGCACCUUAUGUCUGCCUCAGAACUACAUGUUCGCGGAGAUGCGAUCAGCCCUGGGUAUUGAGAAGCCGACGGACAUCCUGGACCACAUCUAUUCAUUACCCGAGGGCGAGCAAGAAGAAGCACAAGAGAAGAUCCGGGACAUUGAGCGCACCGCAAUGAAGUCGCAACAGCCGCAGGCCGGGCUCGUGGAGCUCAUGGAAUAUCUGGAUUCCCGCGGCGUCAAGAAGGGCAUCUGCACACGCAACUUCGACGCACCCGUCACUCAUCUUUUGACUACCUUUCUGCCAACGUCAAAAUUCAGCCCUGUCGUGACGCGAGAGUUCAGACCACCCAAGCCCGACCCGGCAGGUAUUCUGCACAUUGCGAAGGACUGGAUGCACGAAGACGGAGGAAAGAGUCUGAUCAUGGUCGGCGAUUCGAUCGACGACAUGACGGCUGGUUACCGUGCGGGAGCUGCGACGGUGCUGCUAGUCAACGACGUCAACAAGCACCUUGCGGAGCAUCAGCACACGGAUCUCGUCGUUCAGCGGCUCGAUGAUCUCAUCGGGAUUCUUGAGAGCGGGUUCGAGGGACGCGGAGAAGCUAGCGAAGAGAAGUAGAUGGAAAGGGCAGGUUGAGGAUGCUGUUCGUAAAAGCUGAUGUACGAUACGAUACGUAUUAACGAAGUCUAUUAUCAUGCGUCUCGAGACAUCGUGCCCGUACAGCGCACUGCUUUGGUGGUUACUGGAGCAACUUGGUCGCAGUGGUUGGAUCAGGGCUGCGUUUGCGUGCAGGCCGAGGUGAAG
Molecule: messenger RNA, 1392 nt
Organism: Alternaria rosae
Lineage: Eukaryota; Fungi; Ascomycota; Dothideomycetes; Pleosporales; Pleosporaceae
Product: HAD-like domain-containing protein
Exons: 2
Coding region: 394-1206 (270 amino acids)
Source: RefSeq, a predicted model, not a curated record